UUGUCAGUCAGGUUUGAUGUUGACUAACUUCUAUUUAUUCCCUUGAAGCCCCCCUCUUCAUUUCCCACCCUCACAGCUACGUCUUACAAGGAAAAUGGCUCUUCUUGGAUUUCUUGUUGUUGGGUUUCUCUCGAUUGUCACAUCUGCUCAUGGAUACUAUGGAGGUUGGAUUAAUGCUCAUGCCACCUUCUAUGGAGGUGGUGAUGCUUCUGGCACAAUGGGUGGGGCUUGUGGUUAUGGGAACCUCUACAGCCAGGGUUAUGGAAUCAACACAGCAGCACUAAGCACUGCAUUAUUUGACAAUGGCUUGAGCUGUGGAGCUUGCUUUGAGCUCAGGUGUGUGAAUGAUCCACAAUGGUGCCUCCCUGGCUCCAUUGUUGUUACUGCCACUAAUUUCUGCCCACCAGGAGGCUGGUGUGACCCUCCCAACCAUCACUUUGAUCUCUCUCAACCGAUCUUCCAACACAUUGCCCAAUACAAAGCUGGUAUUGUCCCAGUAAGUUACAGAAGGAUAAGGUGCAAGAGAAGUGGAGGCAUUAGGUUCACAAUCAAUGGGCAUUCGUACUUCAAUUUAGUGCUGAUAACCAAUGUAGGUGGAGCAGGCGAUGUGCAUGCAGUGGCCAUAAAGGGUUCAAGAAGUAGAUGGCAACCAAUGUCAAGAAACUGGGGCCAAAACUGGCAGAGUAACUCUUACCUGAAUGGACAAAGUCUCUCUUUUCUAGUUACCACUAGUGAUGGCCGUAGUGUGCUCUCUUACAAUGUUGCCCCUGCUGGCUGGUCCUUCGGCCAGACAUACAUCGGAAGGCAGUUUCGGUAUUAAUUAUAAUUAGCAGAUCCCUUCAAUCUAUUCUAAGAUGCAUUAUUUCAGCUACAAUAUGGAUUGAAUAACUACUAAUGUACCUUUGGUAAAUAGAUAUGUACACUUUAGAAGACAUCUUGGGGGGUCAAGAUUUCUCAUGAUUUGGCCCUUUUCGAUUUCUUCCCAUAUAUUUUUACUGUCAUAUUGAGUUUUUGUAGUUCAUGAAUUGGCACUUGGCACUGAAUUCAAGCCUCAAGGCUUUUUGUUAUUACUGCUAGAAUGGAAGAGAUCAUUAUUUGUAAAUAAAGUCAGUUUCAUUGCUGUUAUUAUAUCAAA
Messenger RNA from Hevea brasiliensis (rubber tree), 1135 nucleotides. RefSeq names its product expansin-A15. Lineage: Eukaryota; Viridiplantae; Streptophyta; Magnoliopsida; Malpighiales; Euphorbiaceae. Gene Ontology annotation, biological process: plant-type cell wall organization. The coding region runs from base 95 to 820 and encodes 241 amino acids. The record is from RefSeq and is a predicted model, not a curated record. Gene Ontology annotation, cellular component: extracellular region. The transcript is spliced from 4 exons.